This is a messenger RNA of Erythranthe guttata (spotted monkey flower), 1924 nucleotides long. RefSeq names its product protein CYTOSOLIC ABA RECEPTOR KINASE 5. Gene Ontology annotation, molecular function: protein tyrosine kinase activity; ATP binding. The record is from RefSeq and is a predicted model, not a curated record. Lineage: Eukaryota; Viridiplantae; Streptophyta; Magnoliopsida; Lamiales; Phrymaceae. Gene Ontology annotation, biological process: protein phosphorylation.
CACGAUCCAAGAAUUAGUAAUACCUCUCUCCACUCAACCGGCCCUCCUUCAGGCUGUAAAGACUCUGACUUUCUCUCUCAUCACUUUCUCUCUCUAGUAGUUUCUCUCUCCAUUCGUUGGGAAUAUUUGCUUUGCCUGGUUGUCCUCGCACCUGUCUUUCCACCCCACUUUUUCUGCGAUCCACUUUACUAUUACUCCUAAAGCUUAAUUCCAAUUUCCAUAUAUAUACAUACAAGAUUUCAUAUAUAUAUAUUUAAUUCGGUGUGUGUAGUAGACAGAGUCGCGCACACGCAGAGGAUUAAAGGUGAGGAGAAAAAGGGCAGGCGAGAGAAAAAAAAUAAAAUUAAAAUUAAAAGAGGGCCAUGAAUUUCGGCUCAGGCACCUCCACCCGGUUAUUUUGUGCGCUUGGAGAACAAGACUGUUGAAGAAGAUCCUUAUUUGAAAAAGAGAACAAGGAUGCGUAGGUGGCUGUGCUGCACUUGUCAUGUAGAGGAGUCCUAUCAGCAGAACGAAAAUGAGCACCUCAAAAGCCCAAGGAAUAAUGCUGAUGGGCACCAAAGAGGCUCUAAGACAUCGGCUCCAGUGAAACCCGAAGUUCAGAGGGCUGUACCUCCCAUCGAGGUGCCUUCUCUGUCUCUUGAGGAACUGAAAGAGAAAACCGAAAACUUCGGGUCAAAGGCAUUAAUUGGUGAAGGAUCGUACGGGAGAGUAUACUUUGCACAAUUGAGUGAUGGAAAAGAGGUUGCUGUCAAGAAACUUGAUGUGUCAUCUGAGCCUGAUUCAAAUGUUGAGUUCUUGACACAGGUUUCCAUGGUGUCGAGAUUGAAGCAUGACAAUCUUGUUGAAUUGCUUGGUUACUGUGUAGAUGGCAGUCUCCGUGUCUUGGCUUAUGAGUUUGCCACCAUGGGAUCUCUACAUGACAUUUUGCACGGAAGGAAAGGAGUACAAGGGGCACAACCUGGUCCUGUACUUGACUGGAUGCAACGGGUGAAAAUUGCUGUUGAUGCUGCGAGGGGACUGGAAUAUUUGCACGAAAAGUCUCAGCCUUCAAUGAUUCACAGAGAUAUCAGAUCCAGUAACGUACUUUUAUUUGAAGACUACAAAGCCAAAAUUGCAGAUUUUAACCUUUCAAAUCAGGCUCCUGACAUGGCUGCCCGCCUCCACUCUACUCGUGUGCUAGGAACCUUUGGUUAUCAUGCUCCAGAAUAUGCAAUGACAGGGCAAUUGACACAGAAGAGUGAUGUUUAUAGCUUUGGAGUUGUUCUGCUUGAGCUCCUUACUGGAAGGAAGCCUGUUGAUCAUACUAUGCCUCGUGGUCAACAGAGUCUUGUUACUUGGGCUACUCCAAGACUUAGUGAGGACAAAGUCAAACAGUGUGUUGACCCAAAACUCAAGGGAGAGUAUCCAGCUAAAGCGGUCGCCAAGCUGGCAGCAGUUGCGGCAUUGUGCGUGCAGUAUGAAGCUGAGUUUCGCCCGAAUAUGAGUAUUGUUGUGAAGGCGCUUCAGCCCUUGUUGAAAUCGGUUGUACCUGCUCCAGAGAUCCAGCACCCUUAAACUCCAGAAGCUCUUUGUGUUGUUUUUUGUGUGUGUUUGCACAGUUUGGGCCUGCAUAAUGACCACCUUUCAUUGACCACUUCGGCACUCCCUUCGACACAAUAUUUUUAUUUUUUUUCAUUUUCCGUUUCUCUGAUUUCGAGAAAUUGUUGGAUUUGUACUUGUGAUUCCAUUUCUGGUGUUGGUAGUGAAUAUCUUUUAUAAAUCAUGACCGAAUGGAUCGAUGGAUGUGGAUUGAGUUUGUUUUUUUUUUUUCUUUUCCCCCAGAGUCGGAAGGGUUUGUGGUUUCAGUUCUUAAACAUAUAUUUUGGUUCUUUUUAAACAAUGUGAUUUGUAUUGGUUUGUUUAAGUUCGUGCAUUCUUUGGUAAA